UUUGGACACGUGUGCAGUCUAAGAUCUGCUGGCAGCAAGCCCAUCAACGGUCCAUAUUCCACACAACAUGCACAGACGUGACAGGUGCCAGAAUAUGUAUGCCUCAGACGAUUGUGACAGGAAAUAAAUGGGGGUGACCAAAAGCAAGCAUCUGUGCGCCAGUCCAAGCAAGAGAAUAUCAUCAGGCAGGAUGAUUCGAGACAAGAGCAUUUUGCUGUGUCACAUCCUGCAACAGCCGGACAUCUGCACGGAGCCAUCGCAGUCUGAAAGAUCAUGAAUAUUUGCGUGUGUACAGCAGCUGCAGUGGUGAAUGUUCUGCGUCAGGAGCGAAGGUGCAGAAGAGUGGAUCAACCCAGCUGCUCCAUGCAAGAGACCCUACCGUUGUUUCAUGACGACCUCAGAUGCAGGAAUGUUUGGUCUUGUACAUUCGGUGAUUGGCACGGCAGGGAGUGCGUGAUUCACCUCAGGGCUGUGUUGUGUCACUGUAUAUCCUGUGAGUUGUGCACCCUUGUAGGUAUGUAUUGUCAGUGUGGGCAUGAGUUUCUUGGGGCAUGUGACUGAUUGCAGUGAUUGACAGGCCCAGCGCUUGCGUUGGUCACCUGGGCACUCGGCUUGUAUGCGUCAUGCCCUGACACGGUUAUUACACAUCUGCAGUUGAGGAGGCACCGGCACUCGGUCGGGCUGCACAGAUGGAAAGUUACUUUGGUGUCUGCAGGAACUGUGCUGAUCAGCUCUGUGUCGGCAGGAGACCUGUUAACAACGGGUCAGCUGUGCCUGUGAUGUGUUGCCCGCGUGCCCCUGUUGCAUCCAGCGGUGCACUUCAACUUGCCUGACAUCUGGCUGAUUGGAUCAUUACCAGCACAUAUUGCAUGCAUCAUGAGGAGGGUUCAGUGUACUUUGAUAAGAGGGACCUCGUCUUUUGCCCGGGAGUGAAUGUUCUGAAUGUAAACAGGAAGCAUUUGAAGAAGAUCAGAAGCAGUAGGUUUGUGUGUCUCAAGUUCUGUUCCUGCGCUCCUCCUUUGAUGAGCCCCUGAAAGUGUGAUGGCUAUCGGGUGUACAAGCUGUCUUCGCCAGGCUCUGCUAGUUCUUUGUGUCACCCUCCAAAUGACCAGCUCAGCACUGCAACAAAGAAGCAAAUGCCUCCAAAACAUACCAGCCGGCCUGGUGUCAACCCCUCGGUGGAUUUCACCAAUCAUGUCAUAAAGACUCUGGCGAUGGAGAUUUUAGGCUACCAGGAUGUACGGAUCUUGAAUGCAGAGGUUGACUUCCACAACUCCACAGUGGCUCUGCAGAGAAUAUCUGGAUGUUACGAUUAUAGUUGUCGUGCCAUCUGGAUUCCCAAUGAUGCAAGCAAUGCCACCAUCAACAUGGAGGUGUGGCAGGACAACCUGCUGGAGAUGGCCCUGUGGUCAGAGACGGGAACCAUCAAAGUCAACGGUUUUCUGGGCUACACAGCGAGGUAUGGGUGGUUCGUCUCCCAGACAUUGGUGGCUGAGAUGUGGGAGCAACACCAGAUCAUUGCCGAUCACUGGAAGAGUCUGCACUCCCAGACGGUGAUCCGAAAGCUCCUAAUCCCCUUGAGUGAGCUGCAGGGCCUGGUCACCAUCAAAUCCGAGAAGCCUUGGGGCAAGGAGACCCGAUACUAUUGCGAGAGGGCCGAGUGCAUUCAGGGGAUGUACAUCCCUCCUGUGUGCCAGGGCACGGACAGCACCACGCCAACGGCAGAAUGCCCUACGCUUGUCGCCGGUUACCCAGAUACUUCAUUUGACAUGCUGAUUGGUCAGAUCGUUAGUCUCCGUCUCCCGGUUGUCGUGGCCUGGAUCGGUCCACAACUGGAAAGCUACAUAAGCACUCGCUCCCAGACCCACCGGCACACCCUCUUCUUAAGCUGGAGCCCGCACGCCUUGACAUCAUCCGGACUCUUCAACCGGGUCUCGUUCCCCACAUGUGUAGAGGGCGUCUCAAUCGAUGCAAAUUCGGGCUGCGAUUUCCGCACCCUCCCAGUCAGCAAAGUGACAUGGCUGCCACUGGCCCACGGCGCUCCUGACCUGGACGAGAUGAUCUCUGCGAUGAGCUUCAGCGACUUUGAGAUGCAGGUGAUCCUGCGGAAGUUUUACCAUAGCAGCGGCAACAUGGAGGCUUUUGCAUGUGACUGGCUGAAGAGCAACACGGACAUCUGGAAUGGAUGGCUACCAAAUCAGCUGAACCCGAGGAAGAAGAUCUACCUCGGUGGUCUGUUUCCAGACCACAUACCAGCCUUCAGUGGCAUUGGGAUCGGAGCCAAGCUGGCCGUGGAGGCGGUGAAUACUGACAGCAGCAUCUUGACCACCCACGAGUUGGAACUGGUGGUGGAUGGCUCAGAUGGUAGUGAUGCUGUGGCGUCCUACCUCAGGCUCCAGAAGGAUAACACCAAACCACUCACAGGGGUGAUUGGUCCAAUGCACUCAGAGGACUGUAAAAUCAUUGCACCGAUUGCUGCCCUCUUCAGGACUGUGGUAAUCAGCUAUGGAGUUGAGUCACCAGCUCUGUCCAACCGGGACUUCUAUCCCAACUUUGUCUGCAUGUUACCUAGUGCAGCAGAAAAUGCGUAUGCCCUGGCCAGACUGUUUGAGACUUACAGCUGGAAGCGGUAUGCGGCAAUCUCUGACAGCGAGGUGUCCAGCCUGGAAGUGAUGACGACCACAGAGGGAAUCCUGGGGGAGCAGGGCAUCACUCUGGUUGCCUCCCAGAGUUUCACCGAUCCGUUACUGCUCAACCCGGCCCUCUUCUUUGACGAUAUCAAGAACCAGCGAGCUCAUCUCGUCGUUGGCCUGUUUUCAGACGUGGCGGCCCGUGUGCUGCUGUGUGAAGCAUACAAACAAGAUGUGACGGGGUAUGAGGGGUACCAGUGGUUCUUGCCUGCACUCUACCCGGAUCAUUGGUGGGAUACCGACUUCUACAACAGCGAUAGGCAGGAAUCACCAGAGUCGGUGCCCUGCACAACGCAGGAGAUGGCCCGCGCUGUGGCCGGUUACAUGAGUCUGUCACAGUUACAUGUCGCUAGGGGCGAGGAGUGCAUUGUGAGCGGAGAGACAGCUGCACAGUGGGAAGAAAAGUAUCAGGCAGUUGUUGAUCAAGAGGGUAAGCAAGCAUCUGACUUUGCUGCCUAUGCAUAUGACGCGGUCUGGGCCUUUGCUCUGGCAUACGAGAGUCUCCUUCAGAAGAGCCCGGGUGCACUCGGCAUGUCUAGACACUAUCGGGACAUAUCGUCAUUCAUGUCCCAUCUAUCUAAGACCCGAUUCCUAGGCAUGACUGGGGAGGUCACUUUUGCUGGCUCAGACCGUCAAGGGCCAGUUCUGAUCUCUCAACACCUACCCCAGAGGUCAACAGUCAGUAUGCCUGUUGGUUUGUACAUCCCUUUUGUGGCCAACUCGAGCGAGUGGACGGGAACGUUACAGUUAAACACCAGUGACAUAGUUUGGUUGAAUGAUGGAAAGAUUCCAGAUGAUGGCGGGAUUGAUGAGGGUGAUUGUGCCGUGGAGAGUUUUCGAGUCUUCCUGGGCGUGGACUGCCAGUCAGCUACAGCCAUCCUCAAUGCCUUCCUCAUUAUCGUUGUCUUCAUCAUCCUGGUCGUCUGUGUUGUUCUUGUGAAGAAAGCGUACAACCGUAAGGUCAAGAAAGCCGGACAGAAAGUCAAGGACCUGGGCAUUACUGCCCUGGGCCAGAGCACCCUACUGUCCCUGAACAAGUGGGAGGUAGCGCAAGAUAACGUCAUCCUGAAUCGCAAGCUUGGCGAGGGGGCCUUUGGGACGGUCUACGGGGGCGAGGCCAUGCUGGACGGGAAUCACUGGGUCGGGGUGGCAGUCAAAACCCUCAAAGUGGAAUCUACCAUUGAGGAAAAGCUUGAUUUCCUGAGCGAGGCAGAGAUGAUGAAGCGGUUUGAUCACAAAAACAUUGUCAAGCUGUUAGGAGUGUGUACUCGCAGGGAGCCCCUGUAUACUAUCAUGGACUUCAUGUUGCAUGGUGACUUAAAGACGUUCCUCUUGGCUCGACGCCAUCUUGUCAGCCAGGGGCAAGUAGAUGAUUCGUCCAUGUCACCUGAGCGGCUGACUUCCAUGGUACUAGAUGUUGCCACAGGAGUUAGUUACUUGGCCGCCAAUAAAUAUGUGCACAGGUCAGUUCAGGGAACCAGUGAAGAGAUGUAA
Messenger RNA from Acanthaster planci (crown-of-thorns starfish), 4184 nucleotides. RefSeq lists its product as uncharacterized. Lineage: Eukaryota; Metazoa; Echinodermata; Asteroidea; Valvatida; Acanthasteridae. Gene Ontology annotation, cellular component: signaling receptor complex; plasma membrane. The record is from RefSeq and is a predicted model, not a curated record. Gene Ontology annotation, molecular function: ATP binding; transmembrane receptor protein tyrosine kinase activity. Gene Ontology annotation, biological process: positive regulation of kinase activity; multicellular organism development; protein phosphorylation.